This is a messenger RNA of Penicillium brevicompactum, 3165 nucleotides long. RefSeq names its product ankyrin repeat domain-containing protein. The coding region runs from base 1 to 3165 and encodes 1054 amino acids. The record is from RefSeq and is a predicted model, not a curated record. Gene Ontology annotation, molecular function: protein binding. The transcript has 4 exons. Lineage: Eukaryota; Fungi; Ascomycota; Eurotiomycetes; Eurotiales; Aspergillaceae.
AUGGGCUGCUCCUCGAGCAAGCAUGAUGAAACACAGGAGCUAGCACCUCAGAGGAUUACUGGAUUGGAGAACAACAAUGACAGUACCCCUCCAGUGAGAAACACUGUGGGCCUGGGUGCACAAUCUCAAAAAAGCCCGGGGACAUCUGGGCCAACGUCCAUACCACGCAAUCCAAGCUGGCACCCACCACCCGCUCAAAUCGGUAUAGAUGUUUUGCAUGACGACAACAACGCAGACAUUGAUAUCGUCGCCGUCCAGGGAUUAGCCUCGAAUCCAGAUUAUGCCUGGAUAUGGCAACCGCAGUACAACAAGACCGGCCAGGAAGGGUAUCCUGUCGACUAUUUCAACUGGCUAAAGGAUUUGCUUCCAGGUGGCCUAACAUCUAGCAAGAUAUCCAGUCGAGUCAUGGCCUUCAAUUACCUGUCGGGUUAUAAGUCUAAUGCCCCUCAACAAAAGCUCUCCAGCCUCUCGGGCUUGUUGUUGGACAGCCUAGCAAUUCCGCGGAAGAACGCCAUCAUCUCCGCCACCCAAGAAAGCUCGCCUCAUCUUGACAUAGGGGCGUCAACCGCUGGAAUAAUCUUUCUGGGGACACCACAUUAUGGAUGCAAAGUCGCACAGUGGAGCAACAUAAUUCUAGCUCUUUACUCUCCUUUCCAGACCAUCGAACGCAGGAUCGUGACUAGCCUGGCGACGGAAGCAGACGAAUUGGAUGAUCGUUUACAUGAAUUCACCCGUUGGAUCAAUCAUCAAGGAGUGCCUGUUGUCUGCUUCUAUGAAACGACGAAAACGGAUUAUUCAAAACUUCCUGGCGCGUUAAAGAAGUUGGGUGAAGUUCUGGUUGUUCCCCAGCAAAGUGCCUGCAUUACAGGGCUUGAUCACACCAAGCUCGACACAGAUCAUUCCAAGAUGAACAAAUAUUUUGGAGAGAAGGAUCCAUCCUAUCGGCAGGUCUUCGGUAGAAUCGAUCAAAUGGCCCUGGGAGCUCGGGAUCUCCUUUCACGCCGCCAAACCCCAGUUCCUAUUCCCAAGUUGCAAGACUUGCACAAGGGUGAUCUGUAUACAUGCCUCCAGCAAAUGAGAGUUACAGAUCCCCGGGAUAUCCUGUCGGAUAUCAAGGUUCGAAGGGGAGAAAGGGUAGGGCGGACAUGCGAUUGGAUCUUACAGGAAAAAGAAUUCUGCGAUUGGCAGGCCAGCGACACCUCACAGUUUCUACGCAUUGCUGGCCCUCCUGGUAUGGGAAAGACAAUGAUGUCGACCUUGAUUGUCGAGGAUAUCAAGAACAGCGUGGAAAUAUCUCCCGACCGAGCCUUUGUCUACUUCUUCUGUGAUGAUAAGGCAGGAGAAGACCGGCGAAUGCCCGCAGCAAUUCUUCGAAGCCUUAUCUGGCAGCUCCUCUUGCAAAACAAUAAUCUUUUCCGGCAUCUCGAGGAAGACAUAGAAAGACAUGGUCUGAACAGUCUCUUCACAGGGCUCUUCCAAGAUUUGGCCGCCAUGUGGCGAAUCUUCAAAAGCAUGGUCCGAGACAAGCAAGCAGGUGAAGUGUUUAUCUUGAUUGACGCUUUCGACGAAUGCGACAGCGAAAGUCGCAAAGAAUUAUUGGCUAGAAUACCUGAGCUCUUCUCAGCCUCAUCUGGAGGACCACUCGGAAAAGUCAAACUCCUUGUCACCUCCCGAUUAGCGAUUCACGAUAUCGAGAGUGGUUUCAGGCCCCUGGGUGUAACUAUCGAGCUCCAUUCCGAAAGGAUCAAGAAAGACCUGGAGGAAUUCAUCGAAUUGAAGACACAGGAUCUUACAAUGCGCAAUCCUGGUUUGAGACCGUCCGAAAGCCAGAUCAGGCAGGACUUGAAAGCCGGAAGUGAAGGGACAUUCCUCUGGGUAUCUCUCAUGGUGGCCGAGAUCCAAAGGUCUGGAGUGCUGAACCAUAAAGUGAAGAAGUUGCUUAAGAGCCCCCUGCGCCAGCUUGACGAAAUCUACGAAUCCAUUCUGAAUCAGAUCAGCCCUGAGAAACGAAGUGAGGCUCAGUUCAUUCUGCAUUGCAUGGUUGCUGCCAAGCGUCCAUUGACAAAGAUGGAGAUGAAGAUAGCUUAUGUCACCUCCGAGCUUCCGGUGAAGAACACCCGCAGCGAACCAGUGCCACGCCAGAAGGAUGUCAAAGAUUACGAUGAUAUUCUGUUAGCGUGCAGCUCCAUUCUUACCCCAAUGCAUGAGGAUAAAGGUGACAGCGAAACGGUCAGCUUCUGUCAUCAAUCCGUCAAGGACUUUCUGUUGAAAGGUUCUCGGACCAACCGGGAGUGGUAUUUCACAUCUACAGACAAGGCCAAUCUUCUCGUUUUCCAGACAUGUUGGAAAUAUUUGACUGCAGAAGACGGUUUACUUGGAGAAUGUCUGAGGGGAACGUCGAAACAACCAGGUCUAAAAUACGUGCCUGGAUGGGAUGGGAAGAAACUCCCGACGAACCAUCGAUUCAAAAAGUGGACCAAAAGAGCAAGAACGAAAAGUUCUGAAUACGUGCUCCUGGAAUAUGUGUACGAGAUGUGGGACAAGCACGCAAUUUCCACUUACCCUGCGGUCAAAAAAGACCUGGAGAUCGAUUUCAAUGACGCGCUAUGGUUGCGCGAUGUUUGGUUCCUAUGUGCAGCCAAAGACGGAGAGGUCGACAUGUUGAACUUUCUUUUGACUUUCGAUAAAGAUCUCAUGAGGAAAAUCGAUCAGUCUGAAAGGACAGCAUUAUCAUUGGCUGCAGGGAAUGACCAUGUGCGUGCGGUUGAGAGACUACUAGCAGCAAGAGAGGUCGAGAUUGAUGCGAAGGACUCCAUCGGACGAACCCCUUUGUCCUACGCUGCAGAAAAGGGUCAUGUUGAGGUGAUCAAGACGCUCUUAGCGACGGGAAAAGCCGAUAUUGAGUCAAAGGCUCUUUUUGCCACGAGACCUCUACAUUGGGCUGCAGAAGCAGGCCAUGUGGAUGCGGUUAAGAAGCUCCUGGAUAUGGGGGCUGAGGUUGAUGCGAUUGAUUCUAUCGGACGAACACCGUUGUCCCGCACAACAGAUAUCCAUGUAUAUGACCUACUACGAAAGAGAGGAGCAGCUGAGAUUGAGCAGAGGCCUAAAAGGCGCGGUUCAAACUCCUCGUCGCUUUAUAUGCCGGAGUUCGAGCCGCUGUUCUGA